Molecule: messenger RNA, 1812 nt
Organism: Xenopus tropicalis (tropical clawed frog)
Lineage: Eukaryota; Metazoa; Chordata; Amphibia; Anura; Pipidae
Gene: srxn1
Product: sulfiredoxin 1
Exons: 2
Coding region: 110-454 (114 amino acids)
Biological process (GO): cellular oxidant detoxification
Molecular function (GO): sulfiredoxin activity; oxidoreductase activity, acting on a sulfur group of donors
Source: RefSeq, a predicted model, not a curated record
GACAGACAGGGGAGCAGGACAGACAGACAGGGGAGCAGGACAGACAGACAGACAGGGGAGCAGGACAGACAGAUUCCUGAGUGGGAGGAGCCCAGUCUAAUCUCCACCAAUGAGUGAGGGGCAGGGAAGUCGCAGUGUCCAUUCCAGCAGCAUCUCCACCGUCCAUAACGUCCCAAUGAGGGUCCUGAUCCGACCCCUCCCCUCUGUCCUGGAUGAGAGCAAAGUGCAAAGCCUCAUGGACACCUUACAGAAAGAAGAAGACCUUGUGCCCCCGAUUGACGUUCUGUGGAUCAAGGGGCAGAACGGGGGGGAUUAUUUCUAUGCCUUUGGGGGGUGCCACCGAUACGCGGCCCACCAACGACUGAGCAGGGAGACCAUCGCCGGGAAGAUCAUCCCAUCCACUGUCAGUGAUUUGCGCACUUACCUGGGGGCCAGCACCCCCAACCUACUGUAACACUGGCAAUGGGGGUCCCAGGAUCUACUGUUUCCCUAUUGGAUGAAGCACAACCUGAGGGAUCAGCCAAGAUUUACCUACUGUAACACUGGCAAUGGGGGUCCCAGGAUCUACUGUGUCCCUAUUGGAUGAAGCACAACCUAAGGGAUCAGCCAAGAUUUACCUACUGUAACACUGGCAAUGGGGGUCCCAGGAUCUACUGUUUCCCUAUUGGAUGAAGCACAACCUAAGGGAUCAGCCAAGAUUUACCUACUGUAACACUGGCAAUGGGGGUCCCAGGAUCUACUGUUUCCCUAUUGGAUGAAGCACAACCUGAGGGAUCAGCCAAGAUUUACCUACUGUAACACUGGCAAUGGGGGUCCCAGGAUCUACUGUGUCCCUAUUGGAUGAAGCACAACCUAAGGGAUCAGCCAAGAUUUACCUACUGUAACACUGGCAAUGGGGGUCCCAGGAUCUACUGUUUCCCUAUUGGAUGAAGCACAACCUAAGGGAUCAGCCAAGAUUUACCUACUGUAACACUGGCAAUGGGGGUCCCAGGAUCUACUGUGUCCCUAUUGGAUGAAGCACAACCUAAGGAUCAGCCAAGAUUUACCUACUGUAACACUGGCAAUGGGGGUCCCAGGAUCUACUGUGUCCCUAUUGGAUGAAGCACAACCUAAGGGAUCAGCCAAGAUUUACCUACUGUAACACUGGCAAUGGGGGUCCCAGGAUCUACUGUUUCCCUAUUGGAUGAAGCACAACCUAAGGGAUCAGCCAAGAUUUAACCUACUUUAAACACUGGCAAUGGGGGGUCCCAGGAUCUACUGUUUCCCUAUUGGAUGAAGCACAACCUAAGGGAUCAGCCAAGAUUUACCUACUUUAACACUGGCAAUGGGGGUCCCAGGAUCUACUGUUUCCCUAUUGGAUGAAGCACAACCUAAGGGAUCAGCCAAGAUUUACCUACUGUAACACUGGCAAUGGGGGUCCCAGGAUCUACUGUUUCCCUAUUGGAUGAAGCGCAACCUGAGGGAUCAGCCAAGAUUUACCUACUGUAACACUGGCAAUGGGGGUCCCAGGAUCUACUGUUUCCCUAUUGGAUGAAGUGCAACCCGAGGGAUCAGCCAAGAUUUACCUACUGUAACACUGGCAAUGGGGGUCCCAGGAUCUACUGUUUCCCUGUUGGAUGAAGCACAACCCGAGGGAUCAGCCAAGAUUGGACGUCCCAGGAUCUACUGUGUCCCUAUUGGAUGAAGCGCAACCUGAGGGAUCAGCCAAGAAUUACCUACUGUCAGGUCUUAAUAACUGCCACCCACUAUGAUCAUGAAUAGCCCCUCCAUGCCCACCCACCCCCGGUGCCCACCCACCGGUGCCCACCAUAC